UCACCGAUUGCGCGCGCACUCCGCAGCUGAGAGACGCACACCGCAUCGUGUCUUAUUCAUAGAACUAGGAUAUUUACUACGCAUCCAAAUAGAAAAAUAACCUAAAUGGGUCGUUAUAAUAUCGCUUUAAUUGAUAUAUGCAUACAGUCAGAUUGCGCAAAUGCAGCAUUAAAGUCAACUCCAGCAAUGGAGACUGAGCGCGCAUCUGUUCCUCUGAGGACCGAACGAUGCGCUUCACCCUUCAGACGGUAAACACGCACGGCUGUGCCUCAAUGUGUCCUCUUUAAGGCAAAAGCGACUCUUUUUGGGAAGGAUGAGGUACUCAGACCCGACAGCUAGUCGAGAUUUGUUAGGAAACAGAUCGCUUUGUUUUAUUUUCAUAUGCGCGUUUGGACUGGUCACGUUACUGCAGCAAAUCCUGUAUGGCAAGAACUAUAUUAAAAGUGGGCAACAGUUUUCCCGCCUCAAAGGAGAGGAGGUGGGCAACUGGAGCGGGCUCAUUAGUUACCCUGAUGAUGGAGGGAUGAAGCCGGCAAGAAAUGGGAGGAAAAGAUGUGUCCGUCACAAUUUUCAGCACUCCGAGGCUCAGAGCUCCGUAGUUAUCACACCCUGCCUAGCCGAUAUUCAGAAGAAAAAAAAAGAAAAGAGAAGGUAUCUUGAACGCUCCGACGGUUCUUUGGAGUUUAAUUCCACUUCCUGUAAGGAACUACGGCAAGAAAUCACAGAUGUGAAAGUACUGACCAUGGUGAAGACAUCAGAAUUGUUUGAAAGAUGGAGGAACCUACAGGCAUGUAAGUGGAACCAAAAUAAGGAGGAGGCAGACAACUUUAAGAUGUCUCUGUCACGCUGCUGCAAUGCCCCCUCCUUCCUGUUUACCACAAAGAGAAACACACCCUCAGGGACUAAACUGCGAUAUGAGGUUGAUACAAGUGGAAUCUUACACGUCAGCCCCGAGAUUUUUAAAAUGUUCCCCAAUGAUAUGCCCUAUUCCAAAUCCCAGUUCAAGAAAUGUGCCGUGAUUGGGAAUGGAGGUAUCAUCAAAAACAGUAAAUGUGGACGAGAGAUCGAUGCUGCUGACUUUGUCUUCCGAUGUAAUAUUCCUCCCAUCUCAGAUAUGUACAGAGAAGAUGUGGGAUCCAAGACUGAUCUUGUAACCAUUAAUCCCAGCAUUAUUACUGAGCGGUUUCAAAAGUUGGAGAAAUGGAGGAAGCCAUUUUAUGCCGUUCUCCAGAAUUACGAGAACUCGUCUGUGGUUUUGCCCGCGUUCUACAACACCCGGAACACGGAUGUGUCGUUCCGCGUCAAAUACAUGCUCGAUGACUUUGAGUCCGCCCGCGGCGUUUACUUCUUCCACCCGCAGUACCUGCUGAACGUACAGCGUUACUGGGCCGUGCAGGGCGUGCGCGCCAAACGCCUCAGCAGCGGUCUGAUGCUGGUUACCGCGGCGAUGGAAUUAUGCGAAGAAGUGCACCUCUACGGCUUUUGGGCGUUUCCCAUGAAUCCCUUGGGAAUCUUCAUAACGCACCAUUACUAUGACAACAUCAAGCCCCGCCCUGGAUUCCACGCCAUGCCGUAUGAGAUCUUUAAUUUUAUGCACAUGCACGCUCGCGGCAUCUUGCGCGUGCACACUGGCCCUUGCAGGUGAAAUGGCGAAGCUUGGGUGACUUGCAAUCGGAUUGGUCUGUUUUGUAGAACACCUCUCAUGUACUGGCGCUGUGGAUCUCGGAUGUUACGUAGGUGAGCGCGUGCAAAUCGCUCCCUCAAAGGCCGGACGUUUCAAUACUACGUGUUUUUACUACAUUGUGUCGGGACAUUGGCAAAACGGUACUUGUCUCCUGUUUGGUGAUUUUCUGUAAUGUUGUCGUAUUUGUGUAUGAAAUCAGAUGUCACAUCAAACAAUUUGAGAGUGUCUUUUUUAAUAUCUACAAAGUCUUAACCUGGUGGGACGCAAUAAAGCGACAAGCGAUAAAUCAAAUCUCUUCCAUGUAAAUCUGAGUUUAGGCCAUUUUGUUGGUUGUUUGGGUCCAAUUUAUGUGGUGUUGCGCUGGGUAGCCCCGCCCAUAGUUAAAUCUCAUUGGUCCAAAAUCACUCCCCCCAAUAUAUUCUGAUUGGCUACGAUUGUGGAGUGUACAGUGUUGGGCGUAAUUUGAAUACAAAAGUAAUUAGUUACUGUAAUCCUACUACUUUUAUAGUCAAAAAUUUGUGCAAUUCUUGUAAUCAGAUUACAGUUACUGACUUUCAAUGAAGUUAUUUACUGUUGAUUACUUGGGUUACACAUACAGUAUCUCUAAAAUAAUAUUAUUUGUUUAGAACACAUUUCAAACUUUAAUUAUGUUCAUAUGUAUGUCUGUUUGUGUUUCUGUGACAGCUGAAGCGACAGCAACAAUUAACAAGGACAUAAAUAAAUAAAUAAAUAAAACAUAAUUUUCAGUUUAUUGAGUGGAAAACCCAAAAACCUUCCAGUGAAAAGUGUUUUAGAAAGUAAUUUAAAAGUAAAGUAAUUAGUAAUGUGAUUACCAUUUCCACAGAGUAAUCAUUAAAGUAAUCUGAUUACUAAUUUUGGGGUAACUUUCCCAGCGCUGGUGGCGAAACGCAGACUUUUCACUUUCAGUGUUGCGUCGCUCCAGGUUAUGACACUGUGUUAGGCUUUAUAGCUCCUUAUAACAGUCAUAACAACAUUUUAAGGACAAGUAAAACAUUAAUUAAUAACUACAACAGUGCAUAACAUAGACUUAAGGCUUGACAUGAGGUUGAACAUCUCAGUUUUAUAUGUCUGAUCAGUUAAAACGUUUCCGUGUAUGCUUGUUCUUGUUUAAUGCACAGGUUCUGAAGUCAUCAUCAUUUAAAAAGGAAGCACAACUGUUUAUGCUAAAGGAAUGUUUUGACAGUAUAUUGGUGUUCUCUCUCACAUGCAACAUAUAUACCAACUCACAUACACACAUCCGUUCCUGUACACACUAUAUGUGACUGAGGUUUUAGUGUCUUUUAAAUCGACUGAUCAUGUUUCUAUAGCGCAUAAACUUUAUAUACACCUAAUUUUUCAGGUUGCUUGUAUAUGAUAUUGUGAUAACAGUGGGACCUUAUCACUUUGCAAAGAAAUUGACUUUUUAAUAUCCACCGAGAUCCUGAUUAUAGAAACAUGGAAGACAUCAGGAGAUCCAUCCAUCAACGCAGAAUGGUAUGCCUCUCUCUCUCUCUCUCUCUCUCUCUCUCAAACAUAACCAGUGCUGAAGUCCCCCUCCUUUACCUGAACAAACACAGAAAAGGAUUUUGCUUUCAUAAAUACAGAACAGUGCAGUGAUUCUUACACUGUUGAGUUGGUGGAACCCAAUGUUGCAAUAGAAGACUCUAAAUAACAGUAUUUAAUCAGAAUUUAGAACCUUCUUUUCAAAUUUUGGAACUCUGGAAUGGAACUUCUGUGAUCUCACAGACUUCACAAAUGCUUUUAUUCAGUUAAUGCCUUUUAUAUUUGUUUGUUUGUUUGUGUUGUCCUUAAACUCUUUGAUUGGAUUUACAGUACCAUUUACCAUUAGCAGCUAGGUAAGUUAAAGGAGCAUACCACAAAAUGUUAAAAUGUUUUUCAUCUGCAAAAAAAAAAAAAGAAUAAUAAUAAUAAAAAACAAUACAGAAUUUUUGUUUUCUGAUAUGACGAAUGCUCUGGAAUGAUGCUUCAUUGGCCUGUUUGCAUUGCUAAAUGUCUU
Messenger RNA from Xyrauchen texanus (razorback sucker), 3701 nucleotides. RefSeq names its product alpha-2,8-sialyltransferase 8E-like. Gene Ontology annotation, molecular function: alpha-N-acetylneuraminate alpha-2,8-sialyltransferase activity. The record is from RefSeq and is a predicted model, not a curated record. The transcript has 9 exons. Lineage: Eukaryota; Metazoa; Chordata; Actinopteri; Cypriniformes; Catostomidae. Gene Ontology annotation, biological process: oligosaccharide metabolic process; N-glycan processing. The coding region runs from base 314 to 1645 and encodes 443 amino acids.